UAUAUCAAAUUCGCAGUUCCAGUAAAGAAUGGUUCCUUGUGAGAAUAUUUAAAAUUGCCUGUUUUUUUUUCGUUUCCUAAUUUUCUGUUAACAGGGUUUUUGCCUGUCACAUCUUUUUCAAUGCUCUUUAUUUUCUUUUUUUAAAUUAAAAAAUUGGAUAUAAAAUAUUUUUAUAUUUUUUAAAAUAAAGCUUUAAUUAAUUAUUUUUUUGAAUAUUUAAAUGUUUAUUUUUCCUUUAUUUAUUCUCUAUUUUUAUCGAAUUAAUUUAAUUUUUUAGAUAAAUUUAAAAAUUAAAUUAAUGGAUUCUAGCAAAAAAAAGGGUAAAGGAAGACCAAAAACUUCAGAUGAUGAAUCGGAAAUUUCUUGGAGAAAUGUAAAAGAUGAAAUAAUGUCUUUGGAAGAGGAGGAAGUUGUUAAUACUUUCGAUCCUUUACCUUUUGCUGACGGACAAUGGAAUGUUCACGAAUACUGUCGCCAAAUUAAUUUGACUGUUGUAUCUCAAAGCGUGGACAGAUUGGAUUUAAGUUUUGAUUUAAUUAAAGUUGAGGCCCCUAUUGCAAAUGCUUUAAGGAGAGUUUUAAUUGCUGAGGUCCCAACUAUGGCCAUCGAAAAAGUUUUUCUUUACCAAAAUACUUCUUGUAUACAGGAUGAAGUUCUUUGUCAUCGACUUGGAUUAAUUCCUAUUUAUGCUGACCCAACAAAAUUUGCUUUUCCUCCUGCCACAGAUCCAUCCAAACAACAAAUAAAUACUGAUAUUUUGGAUGAAGAGCCUGCUGGAGAUGCAAAAAGAAAUUUAAUAUUUAAUUUACAUGCUGUCUGCCCAAGCUCAAAAGAUGAAAAAGUCAAAAAGAAGCGAUCUGUUGCAAAAAGCUCCGAUGGUAGUGAUUUGGGAGAUGGGUGUGUUCGUGAACCUGGAGACAGUGGGAAUUGGGUGCUUUACACAAGUGCUUUUAAAUGGGUUCCAAUAUCUUCUCAACGAACUCAAUUCAGCACAGAUCCACCUAGAAUGGUACAUAAAGACAUUAUUUUGGCAAAAUUAAGGCCUGGACAGGAAAUUGAAGCGAGAUGUCAUUGUGUCAAAGGCAUUGGCCGUGACCACGCAAAAUUCUCGCCAGUUGCUACUGCCACGUAUAGGAUGCUUCCUCAAAUAAAAUUGAAAAGAAAAAAUUUUACUGAUGACCAGGCAAAAAGGUUACAAUCUAGCUUCUCUAGUGGAGUUAUUGGAAAGGAUGAAAAAGGAAGAGUUUAUGUAAGGGAUGCACGUUCUGAUACUUCAAGCAGAAAUAUUUUUAUGCAUGAUGAUUUGAAGGAUGCGGUUGAAAUGACAAAGGACAAAACACAUUUUAUUUGUUGGUUUUUUUAUUUUUUUAAUUUUGGGUAA
Molecule: messenger RNA, 1381 nt
Organism: Meloidogyne enterolobii
Lineage: Eukaryota; Metazoa; Nematoda; Chromadorea; Rhabditida; Meloidogynidae
Source: the annotation of a GenBank genome assembly